Hydractinia symbiolongicarpus is the source of this 1954-nucleotide messenger RNA. RefSeq names its product MORN repeat-containing protein 1-like. NCBI's taxonomy places the organism in Eukaryota, Metazoa, Cnidaria, Hydrozoa, Anthoathecata, Hydractiniidae. The coding region runs from base 49 to 1623 and encodes 524 amino acids. The transcript has 13 exons. The record is from RefSeq and is a predicted model, not a curated record.
ACUAUUAAAUUUUUUUUUUCUUGUAGAAAAAAAUGCAUAAUGUAAAUCAUGCCUAACAAAUCAGCUUUACAACGAAAGAAGUUCACUGGAUGCAAAACAACCAACGUGCAAUCAGGCUAUGUGGGUGAAGUAAAGAAAAACUUGAGAGAAGGUUAUGGUGUAUAUACAUACCCAAACAGUUUUUUCCGCUAUGAAGGAGAAUGGCAUGAGGGAGUUAAAGAUGGUUUUGGAAAGUUGAAAAUGAGAGAUGGCAGUUUCUACGAAGGUCAGUUUAUCAACGGCGAAAUUGACGGUACCGGCAUUCGGUACUGGGCUCACACUGACAACACCUACGAGGGUCAGUUUGAGAACGGUGAAAUGUGUGGAAUGGGAGUGAUGAGUUUUGGUGAUGGAAGUCUCUACGAAGGAGCGUGGCUAAAUAACAAAAUGGAAGGGGAAGGUGUGUUGAAAGGAACAGAUGGUAGUAGCUAUGUUGGUGCGUUUCAUUUGCACAAAAAACACGGCGAAGGGAAGCAAACCUACAGCGAUACCUCAGAAUACGAAGGAGGGUGGAUAAAUGGUAUGAGACAUGGCCACGGUGUCAUGGAAUUUCAUGAUGGUUCUGUUUAUAAGGGUCAAUGGAGAGCGGAUCAAAUGAACGGUGAAGGAGCAAUCGUUCACCAAUCAGGUGUAACUUAUGAGGGAAUGUGGAUUAACAAUCGUCCAGCAUUGGAGCCAGUAGAAUUGCGCAUUGUUGGUGAUAAAAGUCUCACUUUCGACCAGAACGAGGUUGUGUUUUCGCUUGAAGUUGAGUGUCGAACGGCGGAUGAUGAAGUCACCACAGAAAAUGGUCGGAUGUUUAGAGUGACUGCGGGUGUUCGAAUUCAUGACAACACUUCACCAACAAAAAUUUCCUCUUCGAAGGCCCUCAUCACACCUUUAUCACCCUCCAGCGCACCUGUUGAAAGUCGAACGACGCCCUUUGGAUUUGUUAUUGAGCCAUAUCCCAUUUGUUGCAAAGAAGAGAAAUCUUCCGUUGAAGAAAUAUUAGAAGAAACCCAGGAGGAGCGUGUUAGUAGCAACACUUCACCGUUUGUGCAAGCUGACGAUCAGGAAAGCGAGACACGCGAAACACUGGUAAACGAAGACAAUCCCGAACGAUACGAACAGGAUUUGUCCGAUAGUGAAACGCCAUCCGCAGAUUUCCCUUCUGUACAACCGCAAACGACAGUGAACGGAAGCACCAAAUUCAUCAACCUGAUGUUACCAGCGAUACCGAAUCUGUUAACGAAAAGUUCCAUCUGUUUCACGCCUGAAAGUAAGGACAGUCAUAAUGCCGUCAGGAGUCGGAAAGGCGCCGAAAGUGCGGUUCUGAAAGCAGAAAACAAAAAGAAAUUGGAACUGGAGAAGGUGGACGUUCGAGAGAACAGUGCAACUGCCAAACGCAAAAAGAGGCAAAAUAAAGUGGAAGAGAAGAUGAAUAAAACUUUAAACGAAGUGUACUGCAAACCAGGAGAAUAUGUCGUUAUAGUUGAAGAUGUCACCAGUCCGCCCUUCCUGGAUGUGACGUUAGACCCUGUUUACAUUUACGUGGACGUUCAAUCGACCGUGACACUAAGUAAAAGUAAAAUCGAUAAACGAUAAAAUUGUUGUUGAUACUAAGAACUGAUACUAAGUUGAUACUAAGAACAAAUAAGUACCAAUCUCGUUUCCAAUCCCCCCUAUUUAGUUUAUUUUAAAGAAAAGAGAGAUUGAAACUAGAAUCAGAGGCUCUGUUGUUUUUUGGCAAGUUCCAUUCUUACAAACGAAUCCUUCCCUUUAGAAGUAAAACUUCUGAAAAACGAUGAUGGUUUUUGAUAAAUGUCUUGGUAGAUGAAAGUUGUACCUAUAGUUAUAUAUGAUCGUAUUUUUAUAUGUAUAUAUAUUGUUUAAAUUAUUUUUCUUACAGUAAUAUAUUACUUUGCUCUUGAAAUAA